This is a messenger RNA of Penicillium angulare, 1557 nucleotides long. RefSeq lists its product as uncharacterized. The record is from RefSeq and is a predicted model, not a curated record. The transcript is spliced from 2 exons. Bases 1 to 1557 code for a protein of 518 amino acids. Lineage: Eukaryota; Fungi; Ascomycota; Eurotiomycetes; Eurotiales; Aspergillaceae.
AUGAUUGAUGAAAACCUCCCAACGUUCUUCUUGAAGAACAAUUCGCAGACUCCACAGCAAAGCAAUAUAUACUCUCGUCAUAAUGGAAAUGAUCCCGAGCCUGCCUACAACCUCAAGUUCCUCGAUCCCACCGCGCCCUCCUCCCAGAAUCGUUAUGGCGUCGCCCUCUGCGAUCCGUAUGUCACCGACAUUAUCUACGGCGAAGUUGCUGUGAUCCCUGAGUGGACACAACCCAGCUUGUCGGCAGAAGCUGUUCGUAAUAAUGGCGGAGCUGCGCCUCCUCCGGAACCCAUUCUCCCUACCGAAUUUUCUAUUCACCUCUACAAUCCCGACCAGGAGAUCGUGGUCCGCCACCAACCCAAAGCCUGGAAUAAACCAGCACGAUGGGAGUUUGAGAUGCCCCAGCGCUCUUUCAGAGUACCGUCGGCUUCAAGGUUAGAUCGAACGCAGAGUGACCCUGCAGUAGCAGAUAUUACCCCGAGAUUGUGUUUCAGCUGGAGGAAGGAUGGCAAACUUUCCAAGGAUCUGUCAUGUCUGCUACAUGGCAAGACCACCUCCACGGUCGCCGAACAAAAGACCAAAAACCGCGAGCCGGAUAUCACUGUGGCCAUGUUUCAGGGUCUCAAAGAACUCACAUUAUACGAACCCAAUCUAUACCGCGUUGAGAUGGAGGAUUUCAAAGGCUUGGAAGUCGUGCUACUACUCGCGGCUGUUGCAAUCCGUGAUAUAUUCUUUGGUCUCGCCAAGGAAGCCUUCCAUAUUUCUACAGGUGGACCGACCGUAGCGAACGGCAAGCCUCAAGCAGGUGCAGUAGGCCGAAAAAGCCCGAAAGCCCAGGCCGCAGGCGCCGUUCCUGGACGUCCCCCUCUAGGCGGCCGAAACUCCAUAUCCAACCCGACAUCUCCAGGCCCCCAGGCACGGAGACGGCAGGACGAAGUCGCAGAACAAGAGGAGCGACGUACCCAGGAACUUCUCGUGACUGAAAAGCGGCAACAGGAACAAGCACGGCGUCGCAAAGAAGCGGAGGUUGAUAGCGAAACUAAGCGUUUACAACAAAUAUAUGGACAAGAGGAACAACAAGCUCGAAUGCAACGUCCUUCUUCCGCCGCCGCCUCCAGACCAAACCUUCCCGUCCGCCACAGUGGCCCCUCAAGACCCUACAACUCACACCAAUACUCCCAAUCCCAAUCGGUUAUCUCUCAACCUCCACAACAGCCUCCUCGCCCUUCAUACCCUCCCCGACCCCAGUCUUACUAUCCCCAAGGCCGCCCUGUUCCUCCCCCCUCCAACGGUCCAUACCUUUACGCUCAACCUUCUGGCCGUCCCGAUCCCCGAAUCCAAUCUACCGCUAGUUUUGGACCUGGUCGGCCUCCACAGCCUCGUCCUCAAUCUACAGUUGGGUUUGUCCCUGCUGUCAGUGGGGCUUUACAACCUGGUCAGGAACCAGCUCGUCCUCAACAAUUACAACCAAAGAAAAGUAGCUUCUUCGGAUUCAGGCGCAAGGAGGAAGGAAGCGCACCUAACAAGCUUGAUAAAAAGCGAAGUUCUAUGUUUUGA